Messenger RNA from Pseudoliparis swirei, 4060 nucleotides. It is a transcript of the gene taf5, whose product is annotated as TAF5 RNA polymerase II, TATA box binding protein (TBP)-associated factor. The transcript is spliced from 11 exons. Gene Ontology annotation, biological process: transcription initiation at RNA polymerase II promoter. Lineage: Eukaryota; Metazoa; Chordata; Actinopteri; Perciformes; Liparidae. The coding region runs from base 1411 to 3666 and encodes 751 amino acids. Gene Ontology annotation, cellular component: transcription factor TFIID complex. Gene Ontology annotation, molecular function: RNA polymerase II general transcription initiation factor activity; protein binding. The record is from RefSeq and is a predicted model, not a curated record.
AAAACAAAACAAUUGAGAAAAUAAUCAGUAUAUUAAGCAACAGUGACGAUUAUCAUUAGUUUAAGCUUGGUUUCUCUUCAACAUUUGUCCGAGGAGGUUAUCUGGUGUGGAUGCUCAGGAGUUAUGUGGGACCAAAGUGCCACCAUCUGGUUCAAAAUGGUACAUACAUAAUUAUAAAUGAAAUAUUCUAUUUAGUUUUUUAAAAACACCCCUUAAGUGAAGUAUACAUAGAACUAUUUCACUUAGUAUAUGAUAAUUAGUCUUCAAAUGCAUACAGUUUACAGGAGUUUAAAUAUAAUGAAAAUAAAAAAGGUGCAACAACUAUUCUUGGUAAAUAUAUUUAUAUCUUAGCUUUGAGAACUAUUGGAGCUCAAAUGAACCUGUUGAUGAUCAUCUGACGGGUUAUACAUUUAGAUAUUGUUCCAAUUAAAGCAACACUAUGUAACUUUUCACUUUUGGCGCCCCCUUCAGGUUUUUAGGUAUUUUGGUAUCGAUUUCAGUGUCGUAAAUACCCAGUGACGAUAGAUGCAGCCUCGCAUACACUUGUAUUGAGUUGGGAUCAUGUGUUGUCCUGUAUUAUAAUAUUAUUAUUAUUAUUAUUAUUAUUUGUACGUGUCACGGGUUAUAAAAGGUGACGAGGGGGAGGUGACGCGAGUUUUUUUUUGUUUGGAGCGCGCUGACCGACGGCUGACUCAGAACGGCAGCAACCGGCGACUUUCUAUUUUGGAUUCAUACCAAUGGGUGGGAUCACUAAUAGAAGACUGCGCAGGAACACUGUGAACUGGCCCAGCACCUACCGGACUAGGGUGAAGUAGCGCGGGGAUUGAACGCGGCGUCUCGCCAGUCUCUGCCUGGUCGAUCAGCUGUUUGCCGGCUUUUGGGGGGGGGGGUGUGCGCGUGCAGUCAUUUCCUUUUGUUUUGGGGGACUGCAAAUGUGGAGUACAAGUGAUCGAACACAAUAUUGUUGACAACACCAAAAAGCUACAAAAAAAAGCUACCCUUAUACUGUAGCUGCGAGCGUGGAGUGGCACUUUAUGACAUUGCGUAAUCACUGCCAGAAAGCAGGUCGAGUACAUCCGCCGGAUAUACCGGGCGGCUCCAGAAUCUUACAUAGCGGAGUUAUUUCCCCACAGACCCCCGAUGGCAAUAGCGGAGACGCAAAUCGUCAUAUUAAAAGUCAUUGAAGCGGCACAAUUUUUUUCAAGCUGUUAUUUUAAGGUCCAAAAGUUACAUAGUGUUGCUUUAACACCAGCAGACGAGUUUCCGCUGAGUGACAGCCGCCGGUGGGAGGCGGGAGAUCUGCGCUACACGGGAUGACGUCACAUCAGUAAGCACCAAUCAGGUGAUCUGAUCUUACACGGCGAGUGUUUUCCGUUUUUAAACCUCGCACAUGCGCAUUUCAUUUUUAAAAUGGCGGCCGUACAAGGUGGUCUGGUCGACGCGGUCGAAGAAAAAGACAUAAAAACGGAACCAUCGAGCGACGGCACAGGAAAUAAUAAUGCAAACGACGCAGGACCACCGUCUGCGUCCCCCGGCUCCAGUGCUCCGUCGGCGGGGAGUAAUAAAUCCGCGGCGGGAGCCCCGGAGGACCAGCAGACGCUGCUGGCAGUACUGCAAUUCCUGAGAAAGAACAAACUGACCGAGUCCGUGGACAUUUUGCGUCGUGAAGCGGGAUUACCGGAGGAUUCUCCAGACCUGAAGGCGGACGACUCCUCCGGGGCGGGUUCAGGUGCUGCUGCGGGAAGCGGAGACGCAGAAGGCGGGGAUGCGAGCGCUCUUCUCAGCCGGGUGACCGCCUCAUCCGCCGCCGCUGCACCUCCGGCGCCAACUAAAGCUUCUGGGGAGGACCAGCCAGAUGUCAAUGUGGUGCUGUCGGCUUACAGCCAGCAGGGAGACCCAAAGCUGUACCCGGUUUACUACAACGGCCUGAAGAGGUUCAUAGAAUCGGUGUUGGACUGUCACCGAGCGGAGCUGUCCCAAGUCUUCUACCCGCUGUUUGUGCACAUGUACCUGGAACUGGUGUACAACAAUUUCGAGAGCGAGGCCAAGGCGUUCUUCGAUAAGUACACCGGUGAUCAGGAGUGUUACUACGAAGAUGACUUGCGGAUUUUGUCCAGCUUGUCCAAGAGGGAGCACAUGAGAGGCAACGAGACUCUGCUGGACUUCCGCACCAGCAAGUUUGUCCUGCGUAUCUCCCGCGACUCUUACCAGCUGCUGAAGAGGCACCUGCAGGAGCGCCAGAACAACCAGAUCUGGAAUAUCAUACAGGAGCAUCUCUACAUCGACAUCUUCGAUGGCAUGCCGCGCAGCAAGAGCCAGAUUGACGCCAUGUCCGGCAGCUUGGCCGGAGAGGGCAAACGAGAGGCCAAUAAGGCGAAGGUUUACUAUGGUCUGCUGAAGGAACCAGAAAUCGAGCUGCCUCUCGAUGAUGAGGACGAGGAGGCAGAGAAUGAGGAGGGUAAACCCAAGAAGAAGAAACCCAAAAAGGACAGCAUGGGCUCCAAGAACAAGAAGCAGGAUCCUCAUGCACCGUCACAGACUAGGAUCCCUCUUCCAGAACUGAAGGAUUCAGACAAGUUGGACAAGAUCAUGUACAUGAAGGAGGCCACCAAGAGGGUCCGCCUGGGACCAGAUAACCUGCCCUCCAUCUGCUUCUACUCUUUCCUCAACGCUUACCAGGGUUUGACUGCAGUGGACUUCACAGACGACUCCAGCCUGAUCGCAGGAGGCUUUGCUGACUCCACAGUCCGGGUGUGGAGUGUCACGCCGAAAAAGCUCCGCAAGGUCAAGUCUGCAGCAGACUUGAAUCUGAUUGACAAAGAGUCGGACGAUGUGCUGGAGAGGAUCAUGGAUGAGAAGACGGCCAGCGAGUCAAAGAUCCUCUAUGGACACAGUGGCCCAGUGUAUGGCAUCAGCUUCAGCCCAGACAGGAACUACCUGCUAUCGAGUUCUGAAGACGGCACCGUCAGGCUGUGGAGUCUCCAAACGUUUACCUGUCUGGUGGGCUACAAAGGUCACAACUACCCGGUGUGGGACACGCACUUCUCCCCACACGGGUACUAUUUCAUCUCCGGGGGACAUGACAGAGUUGCCCGUCUCUGGGCAACGGACCACUACCAGCCUCUGAGGAUGUUUUCUGGCCACCUCGCUGAUAUCACUUGCACCCGCUUCCACCCCAACUCCAACUACGUGGCCACGGGUUCUUCCGACCGCACCAUCCGACUCUGGGACGUCCUGAAUGGAAACUGCGUGCGCAUCUUCACCGGUCACAAGGGUCCCAUCCAUGCGCUGGCCUUCUCUCCCAAUGGGAAGUUCUUGGCUUCGGGAGCCACCGAUGGCAGAGUUCUUCUGUGGGACAUUGGCAACGGGAUGAUGUUUGGAGAGCUCAAAGGCCACACGGACUCCAUCUACUCCCUCCGGUUCAGCAGAGAUGGAGAGAUCCUCGCCUCCGGCUCGAUGGACAACACAGUGCGUCUGUGGGACGCUCUGAAAGCGUUUGACGACUUAGAGACGGAUGAUUUCACAGUGGCCACAGGACACGUCCAUCUACAGGAUAACUCCCAGGAGCUUCUGCUGGGCACCUACGUGUCAAAAUCCACACCCGUCAUACACCUUCACUUCACCCGCAGGAACCUGCUGUUGGCCGCCGGUUCCUACAAUCCAUGAGACAUUAUUGAACUAGGAGAAAAUCAUCCAUAGAAGCAAUUAUAGUCCCUAUCCUCCCCAAGUAACUGAAGAGGUGUGUGUUGCAGUUGGACCAGAACAAAAACUGUAUUAUCUACAAAAUCACAUCCGUUGAGAAUUUAGCUGCGAUGACAUUAAAAGUGCUGUUAGCCGACUCCGGUUCUGUCCCUCAGUCCGACACAAAUCCAAGCUGAUCCAUUGCAAAUAUCCCAUCGCCAUAAUAAGUGCCAUUGUUGAUUGAAGACUGUUUUUUUUUUCCCUUUUUAAUCAUUGCCAUGAGUACUGCUUUGUUCAACACGUGGCCGACAUUACUGUAUCAUAGUAUUUUAUAUUGGUGUACACUGUAAAUAAAACAAACAAAUGUGUUUUCUAUGUU